Molecule: messenger RNA, 5854 nt
Organism: Salvelinus sp. IW2-2015
Lineage: Eukaryota; Metazoa; Chordata; Actinopteri; Salmoniformes; Salmonidae
Product: mitogen-activated protein kinase kinase kinase 4
Biological process (GO): MAPK cascade; protein phosphorylation
Molecular function (GO): protein kinase activity; ATP binding
Source: RefSeq, a predicted model, not a curated record
UAGCUCUCCUCAAUGACUGCUGGAAAGAUGGCGACAGCACACAAACCGGGGAGCUGCAACUCUGCAGAGGGAUAAAAAAAACUUCGCAGAAAGACGCCUUUUCGACCAGCUCUUGCAAAAAGAAAACGUGCAAACAGCGUUUAAACUGUUAUGGUCAUGGAUGGUCCCAUGCACCACUAGAACCGAGGAUUUGUCGACCUACUAUGGAGCCUCCGGAUAAUAGCGAACCUAGCAGGCAGGCCAAUCCCUCAAAAUAUGGUUUGGUGCAUCAGAACUGCGAGGUGGAAGAGUUGUGGGACAAGCGCAGCAAGGAAGAGGAAGCUCUGCACAGCACGUCUCCCCCCUGCACCCCCCGGCAGAUGAAACGCAUGUCGGGGAAACACCAGAAGAACCGCCAAGGUCAGGGAAGGUCGGCUAGACGCUCUCCUAACAAGGCAGACAAGCAGACGUCCCCCUCCAGCCCAUCCCAGCCCCAGAGAGAGAGGCAGCCCAACCCCAACAGGCUCAGAGAAGGAGCCGAGCGAGACAAAGACUCCCACCUCCAGCCCCCUGAGGCCGAGCAACAUAACUACAAGUUGGGCAAGAAACAGACCGACCCUUCUGAGGGGAUCCAAAUAAACAAACAAGUAAAGAAACAAAGCGAGGAUCAACAACACAGCUACAAACAGGGUCAAAAACAACGUGCCACCCUGCGUUCCAGCGAGAGAGACCACAAGAAGACCUUCCACGGUUCCUUCAUGCUGAACCCGCUCACCAAGACCUCCAGCCCCUUCGGUGGAGGCUCAGCCCUCAACAUGGACCCCAGGAAACCCUACCUGUCACUGGGCUGCGGCAGCGGCAAGCUCCUGGUCACUAUGCCCCACCCCAUGGCCCACCGCACCCACCGCCAGACUUCCCGUACAGACUGCCCUGCUGAUAGACUCAAGUUCUUUGAGACGCUGAGGUUGUUAUUGAAGCUGACAUCCAUGUCGUCCAAGAAGAAGGAGAAGGAGCAGCGCGGCCUGGAGAACUCAGCCUUCAUGGCCCAGAACAAUGACGUGGUGUGGCUGGAGCUCCAGGCGUGGCAUGCCAGACGCUCCGUCAACGACCAGGACCUGUUCCUGUUCACAGCUCGUCAGGCCAUCCCAGACAUCAUCCACGAGGUCCUCCACUUCAAGGUUGACUACCACAGCCUGAGCCCUAGCACCAUAGGCGUUGGGCAACCUGGCCUGCGGACGGGGGUAGGAGUGGGAGUACCAGGAGCAUCUCCAGACCAGGGGGCCCAGAGGACUCUAGUGUUCACAGAGUCAGGCUGUGGMGGUCCAGGCCAGGUGCCCAAGCAGAGGUCUCCAACCCAGGGCUCAGAGACUGUUUCUGGGGAGGAAGGGGACUCUAACCAGCCUGCUGCUGGUGGAGCUCCAGAGACUAACCACGCUGUUUCAGUUGACCCGUGGGGCUUCAGCGCCAACCCCUCCUCGGCAGUAGACGCAGCGGCCCCCCUGGGUUCCGGGGCGGGGUACAGGGAGCACCUCCAGCGCCAGCGGCUGGCCUUCGAGCAGGUUAAACGGGUGAUGGAGCUGCUGGAGUCAGUAGAGGCUUUGUACCCGUCCCUGCAGACCCUCCAGAAGGACUAUGAGAAGUACGCGGCCAGGGACUUCCAGGGCAGGGUGCAGGCACUCUGUCUUUGGCUCAACAUCACACAGGAUCUGAACCAGAAGCUGCGUGUCAUGGCCACUGUCCUCGGCCUCCGGGACCUCUCCCGUAUCGGCUGGCCCGUCUUCGAGAUCCCCUCGCCACGCUGUUCCCACGGCAAUGACGACAAAGACGAGGAUGAAGAAGACGAGGAGAACGACUCCACGGCAACCUUCAUCGCCAGCGACAGCGACGGAGAGGACCGGGACCUAGUGGUGGAGGAUGGGGGAACAGACGAGCCCCAAGGGAUCGAGACGAUGGGAGAGCUCUUCCCCUGUUUGACUCCUAAAUUCCCCCACUUACUAUCCGAAGACAAAUUCCUCCCAGCGGCUGGGACUGGGACUAUAGAGGUGGUAUCAGGGGGAACAGGGACAGGGGGGAUAUACUGUCCCACAGCCAUCUACAGACCCUUUGUAGAUAAGGCCUUGAAACAGAUGGGGCUGAGGAAACUGAUCCUGAGGCUUCACAAGCUGAUGGACCCCUCCCUCCAGAGGUCCCGGGCAGCCCUGCUCAGCCACAUGCCUGCACAGGAGUUCACAGACUUCCCAGACCCCAUGCUGUACAGUGACUACCUACCAGAACUGUCCCGCCACCUGUCCUCCUGUAGUGCCCCCUGUGGCCCGGAGCUGGGGGCAGACCAGGUCUCUUGGGAGGAGCUGUUGGACAUGGACCUACCCUCGUUCCGACCUGCCUUCUUGGUCCUGUGCCGGGUCCUGCUGAACGUGAUACAUGAGUGCCUUAAACUGAGAYUGGAACAGAGACCUGCAGGGGAGCCUUCACUGCUCAGCAUCAAACAGUUGGUGCGUGAAUGUAAGGAGGUGUUGAAAGGUGGUCUCCUGAUGAAGCAGUAUUACCAGUACAUGCUGAGGCGGGUGGUCACAGACCCCCAGGGACUCCAGACCAACGCCAACAUAGACGAGUUUGAGGACGACCUCCACAAGAUGCUAGUGGUGUACUUUGACUACAUGCACAGCUGGAUCCAGAUGCUGCAGCAGCUUCCCCAGGCCUCACACAGCCUGAAGAACCUUCUAGAGGAGGAAUGGGACUUUACCAAGGUCAUCACCCCUUACAUCAGAGGAGGGGAGGCUCAGUCUGGGAAACUCUUCUGUGAUAUUGCUGGGAUGCUGCUCAAGUCCACUGGGGACUUCCUGGACGCGGGCCUACAGAGGAGUGGUGAUGAAUUCUGGGAAAGUGCCGAUGACAGUACAGUCUCAGAUGAGAUCAGGCGGUCGGUAAUCGAGACGAGCCGGUCACUCAAGGAACUGUUCCACGAGGCUAGAGAGAGGGCGUCCAAAGCUCUGGGCUUUGCCAAAAUGCUCCGUAAGGACCUGGAGAUUGCUGCAGACUUCAGCAUUACCAGGGGGGUACCAUGCCUCCUGGAGGCCCUCAUGGAGAGAAACUAUGUCAAGGUCCAGAUCCCAGGGCUGGAGGAGCUGGAGGUGUUUGUCCCCGGUUCCCUGAUGGACCAGCGGGCCCUCAUCCUGCAACUUCUUAACGCUGCAGCUGGUAAGGACUGCAGUAAAGAGCCUGACGAGAUGAUGGCAGAGGAUGAGGCCUACCUGCUGAUGAGCAAGCACGGAGCAGGGGACUCACCUGGCGAGGCAGCCCAGGCUGCGGUGCAGUGGCAGUGGGACGGGGAGCUGGUCAAACUGGUGCCUCAGAUGGAGACUGUGGACACUCUACGAGCCAUGAAGGUGGAGAACCUGCUCCUGAUAGUGAUGCAAUCAGCCCACCUGGUGGCCCAGCGUAAGGCCUUCCAGCAGAGCAUGGAUGACCUGCUCACCCUCCACAGGGAACAAACUUCCAGCCAGCCCCUCAUCGCCCGCUCCCUGGAGCAACUCAAGAACGAAGCCUUACAGCUGUGUAUAAAGAUCAACACAGCCAUCGACCGGGUGGAGUACAUGUUCACGUCAGAGUUUGAGGUGGAGGUGGAGGAGUCGGAGUCGGCCACACUACAGCAGUACUACAGAGAAGCCAUGAUACAGGGAUACAACUUUGCCUUCGAGUACCACAAGGAGGUGGUGCGUCUGAUGUCAGGGGAGUUCCGUCAGCGGAUCGGGGAGCGCUACAUCUCUUUCGCCAGGAAGUGGAUGAACUAUGUCCUCACUAAGUGUGAAAGUGGCCGGGGUACCAGACCCCGCUGGGCAACUCAAGGCUUUGAUUUCCUCCAAGCCAUCGAACCUGCCUUCAUCUCUGCUUUACCAGAGGACGACUUCCUAAAUUUGCAAGCUCUGAUGAACGAGUGCAUUGGUCAUGUGAUCGGGAAGCCUCACAGCCCAGUCAGUGGCCUGUACAUAGCCUCCAGGAACAGUCCUCGACCGGUCAAGGUCCCUCGUUGCCAUAGUGACCCCCCCAACCCCCAGCUGUUCAUCCCCAAUGCAGAGGGCUUCAGCUCUAGGAGUCUCCCUUGCGACCUACGGACUCAGCUGUGUCUACCUACAGGCCCCCGCACAGUCCCUGCCCCUCAGGGCCCCCCCGGGGAACACGGUCCAACCAAAGCACCUGGAUCCACCCCAAAUGACGUCAGAGGGACCAACCUCCAGGAGAACGACAGGCUGUGGUCUGCAGCGGCCGAGAUGCAUUUCAGGUCUCUGAGCCGACACUCCAGUCCCACUGAGAACAGGGAAGAACCCUCCUAUCCUAAGGGAGGAGAACCCAGCAGCACAGCUAGGAGAAGCUGGGAGCUCCGCACCUUCAUCAGCCAAUCAAAAGACACGGCAGCCAGACAGAGCCCCAUGGAAGCUGUACGUCGCUCCAUACACUCCUUCGAGGACAAACGCUACGCAGUCAUGAAGCAAAGGAACAUCAUUGGCCAGGUGUGCGACACCCCCAAAUCYUACGACAACGUCAUGCACGUUGGCCUCCGCAAGGUCACCUUCAAGUGGCAGAGGGGCAACAAGAUAGGUGAGGGACAGUAUGGCAAGGUGUACACCUGCAUCAACGUGGACACUGGGGAACUCAUGGCUAUGAAGGAGAUCCGGUUCCAGCCGAACGACCAUAAGACGAUAAAGGAGACAGCAGAUGAGCUGAAGAUCUUUGAGGGCAUCAAACACCCCAACCUGGUCCGCUACUUUGGUGUUGAGCURCAUCGGGAGGAGAUGUACAUCUUCAUGGAGUACUGUGAUGAGGGGACCCUGGAGGAGGUGUCMAGGCUUGGCCUACAGGAACACGUCAUCAGGCUGUACAGCAAACAGACCACCACGGCCAUCAACGUGCUGCACGAACACGGCAUCGUGCACAGAGACAUCAAGGGAGCCAACAUCUUCCUGACGUCGUCAGGCUUGAUCAAGCUGGGGGACUUUGGCUGUUCUGUGAAGCUGAACAAUGCCCAGACCAUGCCUGGAGAGGUUAACAGCACCAUGGGAACGGCAGCAUAUAUGGCACCUGAGGUCAUUACGAGGGCAAAGGGCGAAGGUCAUGGCCGAGCAGCUGACAUCUGGAGUUUGGGAUGUGUCCUCAUCGAGAUGGUGACUGGGAAGAGGCCAUGGCACGAGUAUGAGCACAACUUCCAGAUCAUGUACAAGGUGGGUAUGGGCCACAAGCCCCCCAUCCCAGAGAAGCUGUCCACUGAGGGGAAGGAUUUCCUGGGUCACUGUCUAGAGAGCGAGCCCAAACGACGCUGGACCGCCAGUACCCUGCUAGACCACCCYUUCGUCAAGGUUUGCACGGAUGAAGAGUGAGGGGGAACUGACACCGCUGCUCCCACGUUUACAAACUAUAGCACUACUGUUCAUGUUGGCCAGAGACCGAAAGAUGAGGGUCUUGUGAACACAGGAAAUUAUGACUGCAGGCAUAUGGCGCUAAACUGAGGAACUUUAUUAAGACAUAAUUUCCGAUGGACGACUAAACUGGAUCACUUGGAUCGUGUUCCUUACAAACCAAGCGGAAGAAAACUGACUGCAACAGGGAGAGACACUAUCUGUUGAAAAACGUUUURCUACAGUGUGCCCUAAUGAACAUGACCCUGUAGUAGAAGUCUUGUGUCCUGGGGAGGGCAAUGUAUUGUACAUACUGUAAUAAUAGGAUUGGAUCGAUCCUUGUAUAAACAAUAUUGUAAAGCUUAGGUAAUAAGUAUAGCCACAUCUUGUUCUCUCAUUGGUGAAGAUGAGAUGGAACAAGGCAAAUGAGGAAGAUAUUGAAAAACAAAAGCUAUGGCACUUUAAAUAAAGCAGUUUUUUCCUUU